AGAUUUACAUUUCUAUACUGCUGUUAUGAGUAAACAGCUGUUCCCUUCAUCUGGCCGUCCGAAUGAUGGCGCAUGCGCGAAGUUGAGCUUCAGAUCUGACGUCACGUCCUUCCGCUCAACAUGGCGGCGCAGCGCUGGAGUCUGAUGCAAAGCCAUCAGAGUUGGACAGAUGAUCUGCCUCUGUGUCAGCUGUGUGGCGUCGGCUCAGCCCCAAACUGUGUGUACGGCCCCGAUGGGAAAGGGACCCAGAGCCACCCGAAUGAAGACGGACAUUUCCGCUUCAGUACCGAGUGCUGUUUUCUCUAUGGAGUGUUUGAUGGUUAUGACGGCAGCAGGGUGGCAGAUUUUGUGCGUCAGCGAAUGACGGCCGAACUUUUACUGGAUCAGCUGAGCGUCAGUCAUACGGAUGCAGACGUACGGAGAGUCCUGUCACAGGCUUUUGAUGUCGUAGAGAAGAGUUACUUUGAGACCAUUGAUGAUGCUCUGGCAGAAAGGGCAAACCUACAAACACAACUACCAGAGGGUGUCUUUCUCACAGCUCAGACUCAGAAGAUGUCAGAAAGAUUGAAGUCUUUAGAGCAGGAGGUCUCAGGUGGAGCCACAGCUAUAGUAGCUCUGAUACUCAAUAAUAAACUCUACAUCGCCAAUGUAGGUACCAAUCGGGCUCUUCUUUGUAAAACCACAACUGAUGGUCAGAACCAGGUGAUCCAGAUCGGCCGAGCACACACGACUGACAACGAGGAUGAGCUGUCUAGACUCGCACAGCUGGGUCUGGAUCCGGUGCGGUUGAGGCAGUCUGGACUGAUUUCUGGUCACAGCAGCACUCGUCGGAUUGGCGACUACAAAGUCAAAUUUAACUACACAGACAUCGAUGUGCUCAGUGCAGCAAAGAAUAAGCCAAUCAUCGCAGAGCCUGAGAUUCACGGCGGCCAAUCGCUGGAGGAGGUGACGGGUUUCCUGCUGCUGAUGUCAGAGGGGCUCAUCAAAGCCCUCGAAUCGGCCCACGGACCGGAGCAAGUCAACCAGGAGAUCGUUGCCAUGGUAGCAGCAGAGUUGGCUCUGCAGAGCACUCUGGAGGCGGCUGCGCAGUCGGUGGUGGAGCGCGUCAAACGGCUGCAUCACGACGUGUACGUGAGCGGCAGGCAGAGAGCGUCACACUGCGCUCGACACGAGGACAUGACGCUGCUGAUCAGAAUCAUCAACUACCAGCUGGCAGACGGAUCGCUCACACCAACACAAGGAGGACGGAUCUACCCCGUGUCUGUGCCGUACUCCAAUCAUCAGAGCACCAGUAAAACCAGUGUCACGCUGUCUCUGGUCAUGCCAUCGCAGGGCACGCUGACCAACGGCUCAAACACGGCAUCCACACUCGAGGGAGACACGCCUACCGCUGGUCAAAGCCCGACACAGACGCUGCAGUCCACCAACACGCACACGCAGAGUUCCAGUUCCAGUUCUGGAGAUGGAAGUUUGUUUCGACAGAGAGGAAGCCAAGCGGCUCAGCCGGAUGAAACCGGACGGGUCCCGCCGUACGUGGACUUCACACAGUUUUACCGGAUGUGGGGAUCGGAUCACAGCGAUGGACAGGCCUUGACUGCCGAACUCUGAACAUCUGUAGCCUGAGAGGACCAAUCAGAACUCACGGCGUGAAGCUUUCUUACGGGCCGGAGUCAUAUGAGGAACAAAUAAAGUCGUCUGUUGUUCCAGCGAGGUAGAAUUGACCCUGACGACGUAUGCACCUACAUACACAUAAUGGAUAUCUAUUUAUUUAGGGUUCUAGUAAAAUGAAUUAAAGGUGAUCAUCAUUAAUAGAAUAAUUAAACUGAUGAUAUAAAAGAGGAAAUCUUAUGGUGUUAAGUUUGAAAUGUUGGCCCACUUCUUCAAACAAAGGUUUGUGUUGUCCAGUAUUAGACGUGACUUUAUUUCUCAUCUGUUUUCUGCUCAUUAUUACAGUACUCACCUGUUUUUAUAAGAACAUUUAUUAUUUCUCUGCUCUUCUGUUUGUUUUUUUGUGUGUGUGUGUCUGUCUAUGUAUGUGUGUGUACAUGCUUAUAUGUGUUUACUGUGCAUUCCAAUGUCUAUAAUAAAGACUUGUGGAUGUUCAUAUG
Paramisgurnus dabryanus is the source of this 2108-nucleotide messenger RNA. RefSeq names its product TGF-beta activated kinase 1/MAP3K7 binding protein 1 (gene tab1). NCBI's taxonomy places the organism in Eukaryota, Metazoa, Chordata, Actinopteri, Cypriniformes, Cobitidae. The record is from RefSeq and is a predicted model, not a curated record. Gene Ontology annotation, cellular component: cytosol. Gene Ontology annotation, molecular function: protein serine/threonine phosphatase activity. Gene Ontology annotation, biological process: protein dephosphorylation.